AUGUCUGAUGAUGACCCUGAGGUCCUACUCCAUAACUAUGUGGACUUGCUGGAAAUUUCUCAGGCCAGUUUUCCAGACCUCCAGGACAGUCCCCUGUCUGAGGCAGAGGCUGAUCUCUUUCCUGAUGGAAGCAGCCUAGUCACUAAUGGAGUCAGGAGUACUGGAGCAGCAGUAACUAACCAAUGGGACACCAUAUGGGCACAAGCCUUGCCACAGGGCACAUCAGACCAAAAGGCAGAGCUGAUGGGUCUCACUCAGACCCUACGCUGGGGAAAAGACUCCUCAAAAAGGGUCUCUCUCCACCAUGAGGUGCACACUGGGACAAGUGUCAUUGCUCUCGUGGAAGAAAACAAAACAACUCAUAUCCAAAAAGCAAUCAAGGUGAAAACUGUGACUAACCCUGUGGAUGGUACUGAGCAAUCAGACCUUGACAGAGAACUUUGUAUUAAGUGUGUCAGCUCGGUCACACAGGACAGCAUCUAUAUCGACAAGGAAACAUCUUUCCCUGUCCAUCUCUUUUCUGGAGAAUUCAUGCCUUGCAAAGGAGACUUGUUGCUGGUUGAGUAUUCCAUGAAGCCGGGCACUUCAAACAUGAACAUCCACACCAUGAGCCACUUAAGCUCCCAGAAUUCGGAUGAGGUCUGUGUUACCACUAUUGAUGGAAGAACCGGUGUGGUGGAAGCCAGUAUGUUUUUUACUUUGGAUUCUCUCCAUUCUCACCCUGGUUAUACACCCACGGAGUGGCCAUUCCUUCUAUCCAGAGCCAGGAUGUUGUCUAGGCCCAAGUUGUUGCCAAGGGCCAUGUCCGGGUCCAUGGUCCCACUGUAG
Molecule: messenger RNA, 828 nt
Organism: Peromyscus eremicus (cactus mouse)
Lineage: Eukaryota; Metazoa; Chordata; Mammalia; Rodentia; Cricetidae
Product: cancer/testis antigen 55-like
Exons: 5
Coding region: 1-828 (275 amino acids)
Molecular function (GO): nucleic acid binding
Source: RefSeq, a predicted model, not a curated record